UGCAGGGUUCGAGCAGGAGCGGGGUGACAUGCAGAGCAUCGCGCGCCAUCACCGCCGUGUCCUCAGUGAUGUCCCCAGUGCUGUCCCCAAUGAUGAUGAUGUCAUUGUUGUCCCCAGGGUUCGAGCAGGAGCGGGGUGACAUGCAGAGCAUCGCGCGCCGUCACCGCCACGUCCCCAGUGAUGUCCCCAGUGCUGUCCCCAAUGAUGAUGAUGUCAUUACUGUCCCCAUGCAGGGUUCGAGCAGGAGCGGGGUGACAUGCAGAGCAUCGCGCGCCGUCACCGCCGCGUCCCCCACGUCCUGGCCAUGGCGCUGCCACCCGAGCGCGCCCAGGCCCUGCACGGGCACCGACAGCGGCGGGAGCUGCAGGGACAGCACUGCGGGGGCCCCGAGGAGCAGAGCUGCUGUGUCCGUCCCUUGUACAUCGAUUUCCGCCGGGACCUGGAGUGGAAGUGGAUCCACGAGCCCCGGGGGUACAUGGCCAACUUCUGCGGGGGGCCCUGCUCCUACAUCUGGAGCGCCGACACCCACCACACCAAGGUGCUGGCCCUGUACAACCUGCACAACCCCGGCGCCUCGGCCGCACCGUGCUGCGUCCCACAGAGCCUGGAGCCGCUGCCCAUCGUUUACUACGUGGGGCGCAAGGCACGCGUGGAGCAGCUCUCGGGGAUGGUAGUCAGCGCCUGCAAGUGCAGCUGACCCCAAAACCGCCCAAAAUCCACCCCAAAAAAUCCCCAUCCCACCCCUAAAAAUUUCUACAUUUACCCCAAGAAGUUCCUGGCUUUGUUGGACCAAUAAAUUUUAUUUAAUUUCUAA
Messenger RNA from Melospiza melodia melodia, 814 nucleotides. Its product is annotated as transforming growth factor beta-1 proprotein-like. Gene Ontology annotation, molecular function: cytokine activity; growth factor activity. Gene Ontology annotation, biological process: transforming growth factor beta receptor signaling pathway; regulation of cell population proliferation. NCBI's taxonomy places the organism in Eukaryota, Metazoa, Chordata, Aves, Passeriformes, Passerellidae. Gene Ontology annotation, cellular component: extracellular region. The record is from RefSeq and is a predicted model, not a curated record. The transcript is spliced from 3 exons. Bases 257 to 697 code for a protein of 146 amino acids.